ACUCGGCGGCCAGAAGGACGCGCCGCCGCGGCUGCCCGCACAGCUCCUCUCCGCGCCCGGCAUGACUUGCAAGGGUUCGUCGAGCUGGGCACUUUGGGUGGCCCCCUUGGCUACGCUGCUGUCUCUGCGAGGUCUAGUGAGUCCCUUGGAGGUAUUCAUGAACACCAGGAGUGUUGAAGUUGCUCGGGGUCAGACGGCCAUCCUGCCCUGUACUUUUACCACUAGUGCUGCGCUCACUAACCUUAAUGUCAUAUGGAUGGUCACGCCUCUUUCCAAUGCCAACCAACCUGAACAGGUUAUUAUUUACCAGGGUGGUCAGAUUUUUGAUGGUGCAGCCCAUUUUCAUGGGCGAGUGGGGUUUGCAAAAACAAUGCCAACCACCAGUGCCUCCAUCUUCAUCAACAAUACCAAGCUCUCAGAUACAGGAACUUACCAGUGUUUGGUGAAUAAUCUACCAGACCGAGGAGGGCGGAAUAUUGGAGUCAUUGGACUCAAUGUCUUGGUUCCACCAUCUGCGCCAGACUGCAGAAUUCAGGGUUCUUUGAAUAUUGGUAGUGACAUUACAUUGAGUUGUAAUUCAGAAGAAGGUAUCCCUCGGCCGACCUACAACUGGGAAAGGCUGGAUAAUGCUCCCAGGCUGCCUCCAACGUCCAUUCAAGAUCCAGUUCAGGGUACUCUUCUUCUACGCAAUAUUAGCUCUGUGUCAUCAGGACGUUACCAAUGUAUGGCAUCUAAUGUCAUUGGAAGCAGCACCUGUUCUCUUGAGGUUCAAGUGAUUACACCUAACCCACGGAAUAUUGGCCUGAUUGCUGGAGCUGCAGCAGCAGGGGCAGUUGUGCUUAUUGUCUGCAUUGUCUUGGUGGCUGUUACACUCUUUUAUUGGAAAAACAAACACAAGGAGGAAGAGGAGGAAGAGAUUCCCAAUGAGAUAAGGGAGGAUGAUUUGCCACCCAAAUGUUCUUCAUCCACAAAAGCCUUUCAUGGUGAUGCUUCCUCAUCUGAAAAUGACACCCUCACAUCCUCCAAUACCUACAAUAGCCGAUACUGGAAUGACCCCAAAGCAAACCAUACCACAGACUCCUUCACUCACCUCAACAGUGACGCACGGCAGGCCUUCUCUCGUUCUGGAAGUACCAAUGCCCGUUCUGUAUAUGCUAAUGGAGGUCACCCAGCACACCCUCCACCGAAGACAUUGGUAGUGACAACCAAUACAGCUCCAUCUCCACAGGAGAUGGCCAGAAGUAAUGGGUCAGUGAGUCGGAAACAGCGAUCCCAACACACACGGUCCUAUGCUGUGAGCCAAGCAACGCUGGAGAGGAUAGGUGCCGUGCCUGUAAUGGUACCAGCACAGAGCCGAGCGGGUUCUCUGGUGUAAAAAAUGGCUGCGGUUCUACGAAUUUAUUACAGUGAGUGGGAGUGAAGAUGGGCCCAAUAAGAGACUCUCCUCUUCCUCCCUGAGAUGAAGGGGAAGAUCUGUUUUCUUCCCUCACCCCAAUCAACUGAGCCCAACUGGUGUGAUGAUCCCUCCCUUAUUACCCCAUCCUCAUGAUCUCAGGGGCUCCUCAGCUAUGGCUGUAUGUGCCAAGGCCAAAAGGAGGCCAUUUAAGGCAUCAGGGGAAGGAGACCACACUUGCUUUCUAAGGUCUGCUAUAUGAAAUUUCUAUUGGUACGGCGAGCCAGUUGGAAUUUAUAAGGUCCAGAGGUCAGUAGAUGGGCUCAAUUGCCUUGAGGUUAGCCCACUGCUGUUUGGCUUGAAGCAUGAUAGUGAGGGGAAACUGGUGAAAUUCUGGCCAUGACUACGGAUCUCAGAGAAAAAAGGCAGAGAAA
Molecule: messenger RNA, 1827 nt
Organism: Candoia aspera
Lineage: Eukaryota; Metazoa; Chordata; Lepidosauria; Squamata; Candoiidae
Gene: IGSF11
Product: immunoglobulin superfamily member 11
Exons: 7
Coding region: 62-1375 (437 amino acids)
Cellular component (GO): cell-cell junction
Source: RefSeq, a predicted model, not a curated record